Spea bombifrons (plains spadefoot toad) is the source of this 2237-nucleotide messenger RNA. RefSeq names its product transmembrane and coiled-coil domains 4 (gene TMCO4). The record is from RefSeq and is a predicted model, not a curated record. NCBI's taxonomy places the organism in Eukaryota, Metazoa, Chordata, Amphibia, Anura, Pelobatidae. The coding region runs from base 17 to 1873 and encodes 618 amino acids. The transcript is spliced from 13 exons.
GAGGCGUCGAGCCGCAAUGGAGGACGAGUCUGAUGGACGGACCGUUAUUUUGGGGAGAUCCCUUAGCGAGCCGGGAAGGUUUGCAUACGCCGGCCUCUGUGGCCUCUGUCUGGCACAGUUAUACCCUGAAAAGGCGCAAAGGACUUUCUGCAGGAAAUUCGUUGAAGAUUUAGUGGAGUGGUUACAGCUGUCCACUUCGGUGAUGCCAGCAAUGGUGGCCUUUGCCAGCGGCCUCGGCGGGGAAGGAACAGAAACGUUCACUCAGGUUCUACUGGAUGAUCCGGUUCUGAAGAGAAACCCAACGCUUAUCACUCAGGACUUGGUGUCUUUUUGCCUUAGAGAAGGCUAUUACGACGCUCGGAGUCGGGUGCUGAUCUCGCACGUCUCCUGGCUGUUGCGGGUCCCUCCGGAGGCCGUGGAAAUGUGCGAGGAAUCCCUGAUGCAGAGUCUGAAGCAGUACACGGACGAGCCCUCACAAUCGACGCAGGAGUCUCGCAGGAAGAAGGAAAGUCGGAAGAAGCUGAAAAGAUACUUACUCAUCGGGCUGGCCACUGUCGGUGGAGGGACUGUGAUAGGUCUCACCGGGGGUCUGGCUGCACCGUUCGUAGCCGCUGGAGCCGCUACUAUCAUCGGAAGUGCAGGGGCUGCGGUACUGGGAUCCACUGCCGGCAUCGCUAUUAUGGCGUCGCUUUUUGGUGCUGCUGGAGCCGGGCUUACAGGUUACAAGAUGAAGAAGCGGGUUGGAGCAAUAGAAGAAUUUGAGUUUUUACCGUUAACUGGAGGGCGACAUCUCCACAUCUGCAUUGCGGUCACAGGCUGGCUGAGCACGGGAAAAUAUGGAAGCUUUGUUGCCCCGUGGCAAAGUCUGUUGCACUCCACCGAGCAGUACUCCCUGGCGUGGGAGUCCAAAUACCUCAUGGAGCUUGGAAACGCUUUGGACGCCCUCCUAAACGGCAUCAUGAACAUUGUUGCUCAGGAGGCCCUGAAAUACACCAUCCUGUCAGGUAUCGUGACAGCCCUGACGUGGCCAGCAUCGCUCAUUACCGUAGCCAGUGUGAUCGAUAACCCCUGGGGGGUAUGUCUCAGCCGCUCAGCGGAAGUUGGCAAACAUCUGGCUCAGAUCCUCCUAACCCGACAGCAGGGAAGGAGACCCGUCACGCUGAUCGGAUUUAGUCUGGGCGCUCGUGUCAUUUACUUCUGCCUGCAGGAGUUGGCUCAGGAGGCAGGCUCGGAGGGCAUCGUCGAGGAUGUAGUCCUUUUGGGAGCCCCCGUGGAAGGUGAUCGAAAGAAAUGGGGAGCCCUGACCAAGGUGGUGUCCGGAAGAAUCAUUAAUGGAUACUGCAGAGGAGACUGGCUGCUGAGCUUUGUGUACCGCAGCUCCUCGGCGAAGCUGAACGUGGCCGGAUUGCAACCCGUUAACCUGGAUGACCGCAGGAUGGUGAACGUGGACCUGUCCUCCGUGGUUAAGGGACACCUGGAUUACAUGAAGCAGAUGGACACAAUACUGAAGGCCGUGGGCAUUAAAACCAAAGAGUGUCGUUUUGAAGAACAGAGCGGCCUCCUUAACCACUCGACAACCCGAAUUGUGGAAAAAUGUAAUCAGCCGCCGACCGAGGAGUGCGACGGAAACGCUCCUUGGGAUUGGGAACCUGUCGUUUCCGCAGAGGCAUCAGAUCCUCUAACCAGACGCGACUCCCAGCUCCGGGACAAAGAGUUGCAACCGCAGGGAGCAUCUCGGUCCACCUGCAUCAGAUGUUCUGCCACAGAAGAAGCUCAACCGCCCUGCGCAGACUGCACAAACAACAACGAGGCAACGGCAAGAGCCGACAAACUCAAACCUGAUAGAGGGAGCAGCGAGACAUCGUACAAGUGACCGCCAUCGAGAGCGCGGACUCUUAACAUAAUCCAUGUGCUGCCACGCGGACAGAUCCAUGACACAAAGCCAUCUAUAUACGUGGCACCGAGGCCUGUCCUGGAAUCUUGAUUGAACGUGGCACAGGACGCGGUCCUUCCCCUCCCGUCAGCGCUUGGCGGCUGGGAGGAUCGUCAGACUGCACCUUCAUAUAAUCUCCGAGGCUGUGAAGCCCUAAUAAGGAAAAUGCCGUCCACGUUUUUACUGGAAGCUCCGUUACGGCCAUUUUUCUGAAAGUCUUUCCAAAGAAAUGUGAAUUGUUUUUAGGGAUACCAGAGGAAGAAACGUGAACGUUACCAGCGGCUCGUCUCACUUUGCAAUAGAA